Molecule: messenger RNA, 3174 nt
Organism: Penicillium alfredii
Lineage: Eukaryota; Fungi; Ascomycota; Eurotiomycetes; Eurotiales; Aspergillaceae
Gene: kgd1
Product: alpha-ketoglutarate dehydrogenase KGD1
Exons: 4
Coding region: 1-3174 (1057 amino acids)
Biological process (GO): tricarboxylic acid cycle
Cellular component (GO): mitochondrion; oxoglutarate dehydrogenase complex
Molecular function (GO): oxoglutarate dehydrogenase (succinyl-transferring) activity; thiamine pyrophosphate binding
Source: RefSeq, a predicted model, not a curated record
AUGUUUAGGAAUACCGCCUUGAAGGCCACCAACAGCGGCAUGCUGCGCGGUGCGACCUGCUCAACAUGUCGGAGAAGCUUUCACUUGGCUUCGAGUGCUCGGAGCGCCUCAAAGCACUCCGGCUUCAGCAUGACUGCUCGCCGACCUCUUGCCGUCGUCGACCGUGUAUUCAACGGCGCCAGGCACUAUGCGGCCCCUUCGGAGGGUACGAACCUGGGAGUGGACCCCAACGAUUCGUUCCUCCAGGGCAACACUGCCAACUACAUCGAUGAGAUGUACCUCGCAUGGAAGAAGGACCCCUCGAGCGUCCACAUCUCGUGGCAGACCUACUUUAAGAACAUGGAGGAUGGCAACAUGCCCAUCUCUCAGGCUUUCACGCCGCCACCUACCCUCGUCCCGACCCCUACCGGUGGUGUCCCGCAGGACAUGCCCGGUGCAGGCCUCACCGCUGGCACCGACGUUACCAACCACCUGAAGGUUCAGCUGCUGGUGCGCGCCUACCAGGCCCGUGGUCACCACAAGGCCAAGAUCGACCCUCUCGGCAUCCGUGGUGAGGCCGAGGCGUUCGGCUACGACAAGCCUAAGGAGCUCGAAUUGGACCACUACGGGUUCACCGAGCGUGACUUGGACGAGGAAUUCGCUCUCGGACCCGGUAUCUUGCCGCGCUUCGUGACCGACAGCCGCAAGAAGAUGACCUUGCGCGAGAUCAUUGCCGCCUGCGAGAAGAUCUACUGUGGCUCGUACGGCGUGGAGUACAUCCACAUCCCUGACCGCAAGCCCUGCGAGUGGAUCCGGGACCGCUUCGAGAUCCCUGAGCCCUACAAGUACUCGGUGGACGACAAGCGCCGCAUCCUCGACCGUCUCAUCUGGAGUUCCAGCUUCGAGUCCUUCCUGGCGACCAAGUUCCCCAACGACAAGCGUUUCGGUCUGGAGGGUUGUGAAAGUCUUGUGCCUGGUAUGAAGGCCCUUAUUGAUCGUAGUGUGGACUACGGCAUCAAGGACAUCGUCAUCGGUAUGCCCCACCGUGGUCGUCUCAACGUUCUGUCCAAUGUCGUUCGGAAACCCAAUGAGUCGAUCUUCAGUGAGUUCGCUGGCUCGACCGAGCCGUCCGAUGAGGGCUCGGGUGAUGUUAAGUACCACCUGGGUAUGAACUUUGAGCGCCCUACCCCCUCGGGUAAGCGCGUGCAGCUGUCUCUGGUGGCAAACCCGUCUCAUCUUGAGGCUGAGGACCCGGUCGUGCUGGGUAAGGCCCGUGCUAUCCAGCACUACAACAACGAUGAGUCUCACUUCAACACGGCGAUGGGUGUCCUGCUCCACGGUGACGCUGCCUUCGCUGCCCAGGGUGUUGUCUAUGAGACCAUGGGCUUCCACUCCCUUCCGGCCUACUCGACCGGUGGUACUAUCCACAUUGUCGUGAACAACCAGAUUGGUUUCACCACCGACCCUCGCUUUGCCCGUUCCACCCCGUACUGCUCGGACAUUGCCAAGUCGAUUGAUGCUCCCGUGUUCCACGUGAACGGUGACGAUGUGGAGGCGGUCAACUACGUUUGCCAGGUCGCCGCUGACUGGCGUGCCGAGUUCAAGCGCGAUGUUGUCAUUGACAUCGUCUGCUACCGUAAGCAGGGUCACAAUGAAACUGACCAGCCCUCGUUCACCCAGCCCUUGAUGUACAAGCGCAUUGCCGCCCAGAAGGCUCAGCUGGACACGUACAUCGCCAAGCUGAUUGAAGAGGGCACCUUCACCACGGAGGACAUUGACGAGCAUAAGAAGUGGGUCUGGGGCAUGCUGAACGACAGCUUCGACCGCAGCAAGGACUACCAGCCGACUAGCAAGGAGUGGCUGACUUCCGCCUGGAACAACUUCAAGACCCCCAAGGAGCUGGCCAACGAGGUGCUUCCUCAUCUGCCGACCGCCGUGGGCUCCACCUCGCUGAAACACAUUGCCGACAAGGUCAGCGAUGCUCCUGAGGGCUUCACCAUCCACCGCAACCUCAAGCGUAUCUUGAACAAUCGCAAGAAGACUGUCGAUGAGGGAAAGAACGUCGACUGGGCUACUGCUGAGGCUCUGGCCUUCGGUUCGCUCGUCGACGAGGGCUACCAUGUCCGUGUCUCCGGGCAGGAUGUCGAGCGUGGUACUUUCUCCCAGCGUCACGCCGUCCUGCACGACCAGGAGAACGAGGCUACCUACACUCCUCUGCAGCACAUCAGCGAGAAGCAGGGCAGCUUCGUCAUCUCCAACUCGUCCCUUAGCGAGUUCGGCGCUCUCGGCUUCGAAUAUGGUUACUCCCUGACCUCGCCCAACGCCCUGGUGAUGUGGGAGGCGCAGUUCGGUGACUUUGCCAACAACGCUCAGUGUAUCAUUGAUCAAUUCAUUGCCUCUGGUGAAUCCAAGUGGUUCCAGCGUUCUGGUCUGGUCGUCUCGCUGCCUCACGGUUACGAUGGCCAGGGUCCUGAGCACUCUUCCGGUCGUAUGGAGCGCUGGCUGCAGCUUUGCAACGAGGAGCCUCGCAUCUACCCGUCGGCCGACAAGCUGGAUCGCCAGCACCAGGACUGCAACGUGCAGAUUGCCUGCAUGACCACUCCUGCCAACCUGUUCCACAUCCUCCGUCGCCAGAUGCAGCGCCAGUUCCGCAAGCCGUUGAUCAUUUUCUUCUCCAAGUCCCUGCUGCGUCACCCGAUUGCUCGCUCGGACCUUGAGGACUUCACCAAUGACUCGCACUUCCAGUGGAUCAUUCCUGACCCUGCUCACGGCACUGCCAUCGAGGCGCCCGAGAAGAUUGAGCGUGUCAUUCUGUGCUCUGGCCAGGUGUACGCCGCCCUCAUCAAGCACCGUGAGGCUAAUGGCCUGCGCAACACCGCUAUCACUCGCGUGGAGCAGCUGCACCCCUUCCCGUGGGCUCAGCUCAAGGAGAACCUGGACAGCUACCCCAACGCCAAGAACAUCGUGUGGUGCCAGGAGGAGCCUCUGAACGCCGGUGCCUGGUCGUACACCCAGCCCCGUAUCGAGACUCUGCUGAACUCGACCGAGCACCACAACCGCCGCCACGUCAUGUACGCCGGUCGUGCCCCCAGCGCCUCGGUCGCCAGCGGUCUCAAGGCCGUCCACCUCAAGGAGGAGCAGGAGUUCCUGGAAGACGCUUUCUCUGUCCACCAGGAGCGCCUCAAGGGCGAGUAA